This is a messenger RNA of Gossypium arboreum, 569 nucleotides long. RefSeq lists its product as uncharacterized. The coding region runs from base 121 to 363 and encodes 80 amino acids. Lineage: Eukaryota; Viridiplantae; Streptophyta; Magnoliopsida; Malvales; Malvaceae. The record is from RefSeq and is a predicted model, not a curated record. The transcript has 3 exons.
AACUAAAACCUGGGUUCACAAAGCAACUACUCAUUUGUUACUCUUUAACGCUUAAAGGCAGCUCCUUUACCCUUCUUCAUCUCCAGCCUUCAUCUGCUUCUCCUUGACCCGAGCUUGAAAAUGGCAGCAAAGUAUAUAAUUGCUUCUGUUGCGGGAUCAUUUGCCAUUGCUUAUGUAUCUGAUCUGCUUGUUUCUGAUAGUAAGAUUUUUGGAGGGACCACGCCUUCCACUGUUUCAAACAAGGGAUGGUGGGAAGAAACUGACAAAAAAUUUCAGGCUUGGCCCCGCACAGCUGGUCCUCCAGUCGUGAUGAAUCCCAUCAGCCGCCAGAAUUUCAUCGUGAAGUCUGGUUCUGAAUCUUGAAGACCUAAGUCUUGCAUUUGGUUUUGUCAAUGAUUUCAGUUUUAAUUGCUACUCCCUGUGAAUAAAUUCUGGUGCCAGACUUUGUUUAGUCUGGCUUUGCAUUUGGAGGCAUUCUUUGUUCUUUUUACAAUUUUUGAACUCAAUCUGUCUAGAGGACGAUAUUGUUCAUGCUUGAUCUCAAUAAAUUUCUCUGAAGCAAUACCAAA